Messenger RNA from Candidula unifasciata, 1434 nucleotides. NCBI's taxonomy places the organism in Eukaryota, Metazoa, Mollusca, Gastropoda, Stylommatophora, Geomitridae. The record is from the annotation of a GenBank genome assembly.
AUGAUUGGUUGUUACUGUGGAAACCGUCAGAAUAUUCCAGAAGUGAUUAAAAGCACAGGAAACCAAAUGUACAUUACUUUCAUGUCUAAUCAUGAGGGCUCUUCAAGGGGAUUCUCUGGAUUCUACCGGUCAAAUUAUGGUCCUCAGCAUGGAUGUGGUGGAGUGCUGCGACAGUCCAACGGAACAAUUACAUCAUUGGAUGCAGAUGGUAAUGGACUUUAUGAGGAUGAUAUGGACUGUGAAUGGCGAAUAUAUGUUGAUGAAAACAAAAGAGUUACAUUAAAUGUAAUGGAUCUAAACUUAGAGAACGAACUUUUCUUCGGUUGUCAAGAUUAUUUACAGAUCUAUGAUGGUUUGACAAAAAAUGAUGAAUUGUUGACAGAAUUAUGUGGCAGCUCUGUCCCUAACUAUACAAUUUCUGCAUCAUCCAAUGUUCGUCUUGGUUCACUUCCACACAGACUGGAGAAGGAGUUAUGCUGGUUUCAAUCUUACGUUUCGAGAGCUGUUUGUGGUGGAGCCCUCAAUGCUACAAGCACACCUCAAACAAUCAGCUCGCUGAACUACCCCACUGCUGCUGGAGAGACUGUCAGCUGUACAUGGUUCAUUGAUUCUGGUGACCCUAGUCAGCAUGUGAGACUACAUGUAACUGAUCUACAGCUCCUGGAAAGUUGGGGAUGCCAGUCUGAACGUUUAAUUUUCAGUGAUCAGCCAAAGGGAGACUACGCACAAGAGCUGGUUUACUGUGGCAGUGUCCUUCCUCAUUCAUUUGACUCUAUAGGAGCACGGGUGAAGAUCAGUUACUACCUCAGGACAACUUCUGGAAGCCAUGGCUUUCAGCUGACCUAUCAGAUUGCAGAUUGCAACCAGAACAUCAGUAAAGGCAGCGGUCACUUCGUUAGCCCAAAAUACCCAAGUUACUACCCAGCUAACUCUAACUGCACUAUCCAAGUUACCUCCCCGGAAAACACAACCUUGGCCUUGUACUUUCAUGAUUUUAGGAUUGAGGAUGCCCCUGCAUGUGGUAAAGAUUUUCUGGAGAUUAAAAAUAGCUCAUCUGCAACUGUGGCCAGAUUAUGUGGCCAUAACCAGCCUUCACCUGUAUUUAUGACAGACAAUUUGGCAACUCUCAGGUUCCAGUCAGAUGCUGAAGGCGGCAAUGUUGGUUAUGAUAUCAUCUUCAUAUCUUCAACACAAGGGCCAGGAUGUGGAGGAAAUAUAACAGGUCUGGAGUCAGGCGAGUUCACAAGUCCUGGAUACCCCGGCAGCUUCUCUGACCCCAUGACCUGUGUCUGGUUUAUCACCCCUGACACCGGAAGGACAAUCCAAUGGCAUGUCUCAUUCAUGUCUGAGCCAGAGGGAGACUGUGACAACAAUUAUGUGUCUUUUUAUGACGGUUUUCCUGAAUUUAAUACAUUAAUUAGUCAUUACUGUGCA